Messenger RNA from Equus quagga, 1316 nucleotides. It is a transcript of the gene CABCOCO1, whose product is annotated as ciliary associated calcium binding coiled-coil 1. Lineage: Eukaryota; Metazoa; Chordata; Mammalia; Perissodactyla; Equidae. The transcript has 8 exons. Bases 23 to 934 code for a protein of 303 amino acids. The record is from RefSeq and is a predicted model, not a curated record.
GCCGCUCCGCUCCGGCGAGAUCAUGGCGGCGUCUGUGGGGACCACUCCCGGGGGGACGACCCCCGCGGCUAUGACCCCAGUGGGAGCCUCGCCCGAGUUGGAGAAAGAUGUUGACUUCCAGGAGCAUGAAAAGAUUCUGUCUCCAGACUUCCUUUCCGUUGACCAAAUCACUGAAAUGCUAGCAGAGGACGUAGAUGGAGUUCAACAAAAACUGGAAAAGUUUUUGAAUUUCAAAAAUCUUCAAACCUGUUUAAAGGAAGCCAUCCUACUAGAUUAUUAUGUAUCUGGAUUUUUGUGGGCUAGAGGAAUGGACUUUUCUAUUAUUCAAUAUUCAAAAUUUAUGACUUUACUAGAUAUGUUACUUCAUAAUCUUAGAACACUGCGUAUGUCAUUAGAAGACAGCUUAAAAUGGCUUGGAGAAGUUAUGGCUGAAAUAGGACCAUCCCAUUCACAAAAAAAUGAAGCAUGGAAUAUCUUUGAUGUAAAACAAGCCAAUGCUAUCAUUGAUUACUUAAAAGUCAGCUUAUUUCAACAUUACAAGCUGUAUGAGUUUCUCUUCUACUCUCCCAGGGAAGAAAUUGUGAUAGGAACUGAGCAAGUGAUAGAGAUUGUCAAGCCUUCAGGUUGCCUUUUCCCUGAUCCUCUAGAAGAAGGAAUCUCAUUUGAUAUUUACUCAACAUUCAUAGAGCCACCCCCAACAUUGGAUACAGAAAUGAAGGGGCUGGAUCAAGAACAAGGCGCUGUGGAGUCCCAGCCAGAAGCCGACACUUCAGAUACAGAUCUUUUAGCUGGUUUCACCAUUGAAGAUGUAAAAUCAGUGCUGGAUCAAGUCACAGAUGACGUUUUAAUCAGCAUUCAGACCGAGAUAAACGAAAAGCUGCAAAUACAGGAAGAGGCCUUUAAUGCACGAAUAGAAAAAUUGAAAAAGGCCUGAGGACUCAGUACAAGGAGAGCGAUGCUAAACCUCACAGAAACAAACAAAACCAGCCGGCAUAAUAGACUCUAGAGCAUCACAUUUCCUUCAUUUAGUUAGGAGAGGACAACCAAGCCCCGCUUUUUAUUAUCCUAAGCCUUAGAAAAGUAUUGGCCCCAAUUUUGCUAUCUCCUGUCCCAUAAUAGCCUCUGAAUUUAUUGCACUGAGUGUAAUAAGAACAUUUUGUAUACAAGAGUUUGGAGAAUUAUAUGUAAAAAUACAAUUACUUUUACGAUACUCCUUUGACAUUUUGACUAAUAAAUGCUAUUCAUCUUCAAGAAGAAUGAAACUGACUUUUUUAAAUAAAAAUAAAAAUAAUUUUGCCUAUAUUGACCCAAAUGAA